AUGGCGAAACAGGUGUCGCGGCUCCCGUUCGACACGCUCGUCCCGAACAAGCCCCUCAUCGCCCACACCCAACUCCGGGGCAAACUCGUCUCCCUCUCGCCCUUCUCGCGCUCGACAAACCUCGGCGGCUUCUCACUCGCUUCGGAUGGCUUGACCGUCUUCUUCGAGCUGCGCGGGGUGUGGGCGAAGGAGGCGCUCGAGGUGUUUGGAGAGAGGAUCGGGAGGUUGAUGGUUGUCCAGAGCAGAGGGGGUGAGCGGGUAGAGGUCAUGAGGCAGCAGAGGGAUAGGCAGGGAGAUGUGGUGCCGGGCGCGAGGAAGCUCAAGGUUGUUUUCGAUGAGGUUAUUGAGGGCGCUUGGGUGGAUCAGGUUACGGGCAAGAAGGGGGAGACGUUCCGCUUCUCCUCCGCGAAAGCCACGAAGAAACACCGACCCGCGUCUACCAAAGCGACUUUCCACCUCGCCUCGGACUCUCCUGAACCCGCCGACACCCUCCCGCCCUCUCGUCAACCUCUCUCUCGCACCCCCUCAGCCCUCUCGGAACUCUCGAACCAGUCGCCCUCUCAGCAACCUGACUCGCUCGCUCGCGCCAAACUUAAACAGCUCGGGGCGUACUCGAAAGCGGCGCAGACGGAGUAUGCGGUUCCGGCACUUGAUCCGAAGAUUGUGCUGAGGAAGAGUGUGUCGCCGCCUCAGAAGGAGCGGAAGUUGAAGCGGUCGGCGUCGAGUGUCGCGAGCGGCGAGGGGAGGGAACCGCCGCAGAAGAGGCAGAGGGUGCAGCGCACCGAAUGGGGGUUGAAUACGGCGGACCGCGAAUACGUCGCGCUCAACACCCUGCCUGGACGGAAGAACUCGCCUGGAAUCUGCGUGAUUGGGAUGGCUGUCGUCGCAGCAGAACCAACACAAGCUCGCGGCGGGACAGGCGACUGGACGAUCCUCCUUGACCUCUACGACCCAACUAUGGCGACAGAGCCCGUCCGCGUGCGCUUCUUCGGUCAGACGAAGGAGCACCUGCCGGUCAUGCAAGACGGCGACAUCGCGGUGAUCCAGCAGUUGAACUGGAACAAGGACAAGAACGUCUGCGUCGCCUACAAGGACAAGGGCAACUACCGCGUCCUACCCGCCGACAAGUUCCUCUCCGACCCGCCUCCGACAAACGAGUCCUUCCCUCUCUCGACCGUCCGCUCCAUUCCCUCCCUCACGUUCGAAGAGCUCCGCUACGCUCGCGACCUCGCACGGUGGGCUCGCACGUACGAUCUCCUCGGGAACGUCCUGCCAAACUAUGCGGCGGAGGCGGGCGUCGGGACGGGCGAGGCGAAGGACGCCAAGGUUAUCAGCAAGGCGCUCGUCAAAGGCAAGUCUGGCAGGGAGAUGAAGAAGAUCGAGGCGAUCAACCCUGACGAGUUCUGCGAUACGCGCGGCGAGAUCGUCAAGUUCUACAACCCGCACAUCCUGAACCGCGGCCAGCCAGUCCACCGCAACGAAGCCUGCAUCCUCUACAUCACCGACUACACCAUCAACGACCAACUGAUGCACUACGAGCCAGACUCGUCCGUCCGCGUCGCAGGCCAACGCGUCCUUCAGGUAUCGAUCUUUGGCGCGCAGAACGACCCGCUGCUCGCAUUUCACGAGGACAAACUCAAGGGACGGUUGGUGAGCUUGCGCAAUAUCCGCCCGAAGCUCAACGGGAGCGACUUGCUCGAGGCGACGAUGGUCGAGGACGAGAAGUAUCCUCACAACCGCGAUGUCACGCUGCUUGACGGGAGCGGCGUCGACCGAGUCUGGUAUAAAGAGCUCAAGAUGCGCCGCGAAGCCUACUGGAACUCGCUUGCGGGUCUGAGCGACGCUCUCGCGCCCGUCUUCAGCGCUCCGACAGCAGCGCUUGCGCCUGCUCCCAUCGCCGACACCACCGGCCUGUCCGUCCAGCCUAUCGCUCCCGCCGUCCAGCUCAACAGCGAGGGAACGUACUGCUUCAAGGUCCGCGUCGUCGGCUACAUGCCGCAGAAGAUCGAGGAGUGGAUCCUUGCAACGUGUCCGAAAUGCGAGCGCGAGCUACAAGCGACUGAGCUUGCCUGCAUCGAUCACGGCGAGGUCCGCUACGAAUGGGACUUUGUGCUCGCCCUCGCAGACGAGACGGAUCCUUCGAGUCGGAUCCUCGUGCACGUUGACCAGGCAGACGGGGCCCGCCUCUUCCCGACCCUCGCAAGUUCCGACCACCUCAAGCUCCUCCGCUCAGGCGACCCCGUCCUCCUCACCCAACUCACCGCCGGCCUUUUCCGCGGCAGCCUCGGCAACCUCACUACCGUCUACGCUCGCUCAGGACCUGACGGCGUCCAAGCAGGCGAUGUUGGACCGGCUUGGGACGUCGUCGUUGAUGCGGUGCGAGAUGAAGGGGCGCAAAAAGUCCGCUGGCGGUUCAAGACAGACCGCAUGUGGUUCAAGUAG
Rhodotorula toruloides NP11 is the source of this 2442-nucleotide messenger RNA. Its product is annotated as telomere-binding alpha subunit central domain protein. The coding region runs from base 1 to 2442 and encodes 813 amino acids. The transcript has 10 exons. Gene Ontology annotation, cellular component: nuclear telomere cap complex; chromosome, telomeric region. The record is from RefSeq and is a predicted model, not a curated record. Gene Ontology annotation, biological process: regulation of telomere maintenance via telomerase; telomere capping. NCBI's taxonomy places the organism in Eukaryota, Fungi, Basidiomycota, Microbotryomycetes, Sporidiobolales, Sporidiobolaceae. Gene Ontology annotation, molecular function: G-rich strand telomeric DNA binding; telomerase inhibitor activity.